Durusdinium trenchii is the source of this 1075-nucleotide messenger RNA. Lineage: Eukaryota; Dinophyceae; Suessiales; Symbiodiniaceae. The record is from the annotation of a GenBank genome assembly.
GUAGAUUCUCAUAGCGACCUGGCGACCUUGAUGCUUUCACUCGCCUCCUGGCCGGGCGUGUGCAUGGCGCCGGACUCCCGAUGGCCGAGGACAGCAGGGCGGUGCGCUGUAACGCAUGGUGCACGCUGAUCUGCGGUGCCUUGGCCGCCCUGCUAGCUGCCUAUGCCUGUCUCGAGCCGGUCACCGCGCUCUUCGUGCCGGAGGUGGGCUGGUUCCUGCUGGUGCCCUCCUUGUUGAUCCUUCUCUUGGGCCUCAUCAGCUGCGUGUCGAGCGGACGCUCCAAGCUCUUCCAGUCGUGCGCUGCAUCGACCAAUGGCGAUCUGCCCAGUCCCAGCUGGCGAUCUUCACUUUCUUGCUGGCCACUCUGCUGGCAGCGGCGGGAGUCUUCUCCUUCCACUAUGUGGCCGCUGCGAGCCAUUGGGUCUUCGAGGGAUGUGUCAUGUACCGGACCGAGGGCAUCUGGAGCAAGAGCCGCAUCCAAGAGAAGCUCCAAGUGGCACACGAACAGUAUGAAGAGCUGAGCUGCAGCUACAAGAGGUGUCGCCUUCUGAACCCCCUGACGCUGGAUUUGGCCGACUGCGGCCCUCGGGCGCGCUGCAAAGGUGGCUCGCGCGUGGAUCGUUUGCGCUUCUAUGGUUGGAUGCGGCAUCUGCAGGUGACCUUCCAUUGUGGCGGCUUUUGCCGUGCGGAGGUGCCGAUGUUUGGUCUCACCACCAUGGAGGAAACGCUCCACGAGCGGCCAGCCUGCGUGGACAGCGUGGUGGACCUGCUCCAGAUGGCCGGCAGACUCCUGGGUGCGGUGGCAGUGCUGCUGGCGGUGCCCGUUGGUCUUGCGGCACUACGCCUGGCCUGUGUAGCAGCGGUGGAGGAGGAAGAGGAGAGCGGCUCCGAGACCGCCCCACUGACGAGCCGGCGGACCAUGGGUCCGCGAGUGCAUGCGGACGAGGACUCUUUGUGAGGCGACGGUGCGGUGGACCGUCCAACGGCCCCCGAGGAACGACGCGGCGGAACCUCGGACGACGCGGGACCGAGGUCCCGGUGGUGCCGUGUGAGAACCGAGGAGCGAGCUGGAAAA